Messenger RNA from Cheilinus undulatus (humphead wrasse), 6240 nucleotides. RefSeq names its product glycine-rich cell wall structural protein-like. The record is from RefSeq and is a predicted model, not a curated record. Lineage: Eukaryota; Metazoa; Chordata; Actinopteri; Labriformes; Labridae. Bases 486 to 1979 code for a protein of 497 amino acids. The transcript has 2 exons.
CCUCCAAACUGCCGGAAACUUUAGAAGAAGAAGAAGAAGAAGAAGAAGAAGAAGAAGGAGAAGGAGCUUCGCGUGAUAACGAUCGAACGGAUAUACAAAUAACCGUCAGAUCAAUCGUCUAAUCCAAUCACCGUCAAAAAAGUCGUGAAGACUCUGCAGUCCAUACUACAGACUGUCUGAUCCUGCAUGCUGCUACACCUGGAGGAGAGCCAGGUGUGUGAGGUUCACCAUGAGGAGAGGAUCAGUAGACGUGCUGAGAUGAAAUGAAGAGGUGAAAACAAACAUCAGAGUCUGAUUCAAAUCUAAACUUCACCAAUUCAGACUUCACUCUGAUCAUUAGACCAAGAGGUGAGAGGAAAACUUCUAUCCCUAAAAGACGGGGCAGAGGUCAAGAUCAGGCCCUUUAUCCGUCUGAGCAAAUCACACUAAAAGACACUGAACAUGCAGAUUCAUUCAUUCACAAGUUAAGUAGACAGAGACCUGCCAUGGAAGAGAUUGUAAGCAAGCUUGGAAACAUCAGCCGUGAAGUACGACAAUACAUCGAUGAACGCCUUACAGCUGGAAGACUGGGACUUUGGAUCUGUGCAGUGGGACUUCUUACAGCUCUGAUCCCUUGGGGAGAAAGCUUGGCUGUGGUGGAGGCAAUAAGAGGAGCAGCAUUAGGAGCAGCAACAGUAGGAGCAAUAGGAGUGACAAUGGUAGGGCCAACAGGAGCAGCAAUAAUAGGAGUAGUAAGAGGAGUUUUAGAGGAUACUUUAUCAGGAAAAAUACUAGAAAUAGUAGCAAAAAUAUUAGGAGCAAUAGGAGCAGCAAUAGUAGCAACAAUAGUGGCAGCAGUAAAAGAAGCAAAAGGAGUAAUAAUAGGAGCUAUAGACGGAGCUAUAUUGGGAACAAUAGUAGGAAUAUUAGCAGCAGUAUUAGCAGCCAUAGUAGCAGCGAUAUUAGCAGCAAUAGGAGUAGCAAUAGGAGGCGCAACAGGAGCAGCAACUGGAGCAUCAAUAGGAGCAGCAAUAGGAGGAGCAGUAGGAGGAGCAUCAGUAGGAACAGUAGUGGGACGAAUAGGGAGAGCAGUAAGAGUAGAUAUAGAAGGAAAAAUACUGGAAAAGUUAAUAGGAUUAUUGUUAGCAACAGGAGCAGCGUUUAUAGUAGCACCUGUAGCAGCAAUAGCAGCACCAAUAGGUGCAGCGAUAGGAGCAGCAACAGGAGGAACAACAGGAGCAGUAAGUGGAGCAUUAAUAGGAGCAGCAAUAGGAGGCACAACAGGAGCAGUAACUGGAGCAGCAGUAGGAGGAGGAAUAGCCGGAGCAGUACUAGGAGGAACUGGAAGAGAUUUAGGAGAAGCAAAAUUAGAAAGACCAGGAGAAAUACAAGGAGUAACACAAGGAGCAAUACGAGGAGCAAUAAUAGCAGCAAAAAUAGCAGUAAAAAUAGCAGCAAUAGGAGGAGCAACUGGGACAUUGAUAGGAGCAGCAAUAGGAGGAACAAUCAUAGGAGCAGCAGUUGCAGGGAUGAUAGGAGGAGCAACAGCAGGAGCAGCAAGAGCAACAGUAGGAGCAGCAGGUGCAUCAACAAAAAGAGACGGAGAAGCAGAAACAGUAAGAGCAAUAGUUGGAGCAGUAGUUGGAGCCAUUGGAGGAGCAAUAGUAGGAGCAAUAGCAGAAGGAACAGGAGGAACCAUUGAGGGAGCAAUAGGAGCAGCAUUAGGAGCUGACAUAGGGGGACAAAUAGGAGCAACAAUAGGGGCAAACUUAGUAGAAGAAACAGGAUUAGCAAAAGCAGCAAUAGCACCGAUAAUAGGAGCAGCAACAAGAGGAGCAAUAGAAGCAGGAUUUGGAGCAAUAAAAGGAGGAGUAAUAGGAGCAGCAUUAGGAGCAACAGGAGCAAUAGAAGGAAGAACAGGAGCAAUGAUAGGAGGAGCAAUAGGCGGAGGGGUAUGUGCUGUGACUGCCAUCUGGAACCAGCAGAAGACAGAGAUCUAGAGAAACGCACAGAAGAGCUGGUUAAAGACUUUAUAGAGAUUCUUGGACAGAGUCGUGCUGAGGAGUUGAGGAAAUCAUCAUCAGAGAAUACUAGAACAAUAUCCUGAUUGGACUGGAUAGAAUCCCCUCUUAUGGGAGCGCAUGCAUCAGAUUUGGAUUCUGGCCGCCUGAAGCUCCGCCAGAUGCAGCAAUCUUUCGCAAUUUUCAACCAGUUUAAGACAUGUUUUAAUUGUGUUUUUUUUAUCCCACUUCUGUGUCGCACGCGUUGCGCACAGCAGCCGGAGGACCAACCCGGUUCCAGGGAGAGCCUCCUCACCACCUCGGCUCCCCCUCUCCAACCGCUUCAAGUCCCUGGCAGAUGAGGCUGCGGUCCACUGCAACGACUCUGCGGCACUUCCAGCGCCACCUGCACAGAGGGACCUGGCUCCGGCUGUCGCGGCCUCCAGCUCGGCAUCCUCUCCUCCACGAGCUGCCAGCGCUGGGCGGCCCACUGCAACUGGGAUGAUUCGCCGCAGGAUCCUGAGGGAGGCAGUCACCAGACGCUCAGGGUGUCCUCCCCAAGCAAACACCUCUCUGCUCCCCACCCUGCGCCUGCGCCCACCGACCAACCGAUUCAGCCUGAAUCAGCGCGGAUCGAGAGUCCAUCAGCCUGGUGCAACGGAAGUCCCCGCACAUCCCCUCACCCCCCCAACCCCCUCUACCACCUUAAUCAUUGGAGAUUCAAUAACCAGGAACAUUUGAAUUCUCAAAUCCAUCACUCACUGCUUCCCCAGAGCGACUGUCCCUGUCAUCCCAGACAAACUCCUGCACGUCCUCCCCUCACUCCCUCCCUCUGUCACAUAGAUUGUAAUUCACGUUGGCACGAAUGACACCACCUGCAGACAAUCAGAGUGCACCAAAAGGAUUUUAAGUUGCUUUUUAAUGUUUUAAAGGACACAGGAAAGACUGUUUUUUAUCUCAGGAAUCAUACCCACACUCGGCCACGGAGUGGAGCCCUUCAGCCGCCUGUUGGCACUAAACUCCUGGCUCCACUCCACCUGCACCACCCACAAUUUUAUAUUUAUUAACAGUUUUGAUAUUUUCUGGGAUCAUGAAUCUUUAUUCAGGAAUGAUGGGAUCCAUCCUAACUGGCGGGUUAGCCGAAUGCUGUCUGCAAACAUUUUAUAUGCCAUCCACUCCUCACAACGUAUCUGACAGUCUGCAGACAUCAGUACAUGCUCCCCAGGUAAGACCACUCCUCUCCCUCAUAAUAAUCUCUGGUCACCCAAACUCACUGCUCACCUAAACCACUCCCUCCUUCCCCCUCCCUACAGUCUCCAACUCCCUCAUUCCAGUCCACGCCACCAUCAGACAAUCUCGCCCACCACCCAUCAGACCUCUGACUCACUCCAAUCCAUAUCUAACUGCUACCUCGGCUACCCCGCCCAGCUUUUAACAGUAACCCAUCAAACUUUGGACUUUUAAACAUUAGAUUACUUAAUAACAAAACAUUUUUAUGUCAUGAUUUUAUCACCCAGAAUAACCUAGACUUUUUAUUUUAACUGAAACCUAGUUGACCCCAGAAGACCACAGUCCCCUUAUUGAAGCAGCGCCCCCUGAUUUUACCUAUCUUCAGCAGCCCCAGCUAUCCGGCCGGGGAGGGGGCGUUGCUGUCAUUUAUACGAACACUUUUAAAUGCUCCCAUAUUUUGAAUAACAGUUUUAAUUCAUUUGAACAUCUUGCUUUUAUUACUAAAUCCAAAGAUCCUGUUUUAAUCAUAAUAAUAUACAGACAACCAAGGCCCAGCAGUGUUUUUAUUCAAGAGUUUUCAGAGUUUUUAUCACAUUUUGUUUCAAAAUAAGACAGAAUUCUUGUUUUAGGUGAUUUUAAUAUACAUAUAUGCUGUCCUUCUCAAUCUCUGUCUAUUGAUUUUAUGGAAACUCUUGACUCUUUUAAUCUCACCCAGGCAAUACAAGAACCCACUCACUCUAAAGGCCACACACUGGAUCUGGUUUAGACAGUGGUCUUAAUCCUGAUGGUUUUAUUACUAAGGAUAUCUGUGUGUCGGACCACAAACUGGUUUUAUUUAACAUGGUUUUAUUUCAGCCAGCUUUUAAUGAAAAUGCACCUGUUUUCAAUUCAGAGUCUGCUGGUAGGUUUAAGGAGAUCUUUGAUUCUGCAUCUUUAACUGCCUUUAACCCAAAUUUUAACACAGAAGAGCUGGUCUCUCUUUUUAACCACACUUGUAAAUCUGCCCUGGACUCUGUCGCACCUUUUAAAGAAAAAAGGUCAAACAGUACACCCCAGCUGUGGCUGACAGAGUCCACAAAUGAUUUUAAACACGCUGUGGUCCAACCUUUUUUAAAGAAACCAAACCUCAACCCCUCUGAUUUUAGAAAUUUUAGACCAAUUUCAAAACUUCCAUUUUUAUCCAAGGUUUUAGAGAAGGUGGUUUCUUCACAGCUUUUAUCUUUUAUGUCUCACAACAACCUCUUUGAGAAAUUCCAGUCUGGCUUUAGAGCAGGUCACAGCACUGAGACGGCCCUCCUCAAGGUGACCAAUAAGUGGAGGGAGCCAUUUUAAUUCUUUAAGAUCUCAGUGCAGCUUUUGAUACCAUUGAUCACAGUAUCUUAAUAGAACAUCUUAGAAACUGGGUGGGCAUCAGGGACACUGGUCUUAGCUGGUUUUAUUCUUAUCUUUUAGAGAGAACCUUUGCGGUCACCAUAGGUAACCACUCCUCCUCUACCUCUACUCUUACCUGUGGUGUACCACAAGGUUCAGUUUUAGGCCCGAUUUUAUUUUCUAUUUAUAUGCUGCCUCUUGGUCAAAUCAUUCAGAAUCAUAGGGUCUCUGUUCACUGCUAUGCAGACGGCACACAGAUAUACCUGCCCCUGAGAUCUGAGGACCCUAGAAGCCUAGCUGCUGUUACAGAAUUAUAUCAACUGCUGGAUGGCUCAGAAUUUUCUACAACUCAGUAACUCAAAAUCAGAAAUAAUUAUUUUCAACAUUCAAUACUCCACCCAGUCCAAUCUCAGUUCCCUCUCAGAAAACAUCAGACCCACAGCCAGAAAUCUAGGAAUAAUAUUUGAUUCAGAUCUCACUUUUGCCACCCAUAUCAGUAAAGUUGUCCAGUCAUGUUUCUUCCGCAUCAGAACUUUUGCCAAAAUAAAUCAGUGAAAAAGUCAUCCAUGCACUCAUCUUCUCCAGACUUGAUUACUGUAACUCUCUCCUCUACGGCAUCGCUCGAAAAUCCCUCUCCCACCCUCAGUUAGUUCACAACGCAGCAGCUAGGCUUCUAACUGGUUUUAACAGACAGCAUCACAUCACCCCCAUUUUAGUACACUGGCUCCCUGUACGUUUUAGAAUUGAUUUUAAGAUUUUACUUAUCACUUUAAAAGCACUGAAGGGCCUAACUACCUAACAGAACUUUUAACCCCCUAUGAGCCAGGCCGCAGCCUUAGAUCCUCCGGCGGGGGCCUCCUGGUCAUUCCAAGGUCGAGGCUUAAGACUAAAGGUGACAGGGCCUUCUCUGUCAGGGCGCCUCGACUUUGGAACAACCUGCAUGAGGGGAUAAGGCAUGCAGAAUCAGCGACAUCUUUUAAAUCACUUCAUUUUUAUAGACUUGCUUUUACGUGAUGUCGUCUUCUGUCUUUUACUGUGUCCCAUCUUUUAUCACUUUUCUUUACUUCUCUGUCAUAUCUGACCUUAAAGCCCCUUUAUUUGCUCUUCUCGGCUUUGUAUUUUAUGCUUAUUGAAUGUUUGUGAUAUGUGCACUUCUCUUACUUGGUUUUUAGAGCCCCCCUGCUUUUAUUGUGUCUCUCUCUUUUUACAGCUAUAUCGGUUUUACCAGACUAUUAUCAUUACCAUGAUUAACAUCUUUUACUGUCUGGAAUUUUAAUUUUGUAUGCUGACUUAUUAAUCUCUACACAUUUUAACUGUUUUUAUUCUCCUCCUUACCAUUUUGAUUUAUAUUCCUUUCCGUCUCUUCCUAAUAUUUUAAAUGCUUUAACAUUUCUGGUCCUUAGGUCUCUUUUAUGUAGUUGGUUCCUGUGUUGCCUGGAUUGGUCUAGAUUAUUCUGGGUUUUUAUUACAAAUUGUUUCAUAUCUUGGUUUUCUGAUGUCCUCCUAAAUUGACAUAAUUUUUUGUGCUUAGAUUGUUCAGCUAGUUUUUUAUGAUGGAAUUACACUGUUGGCCGAGUUUUUCAUGGGUUCUUCUGUUGUUGGGGUUUGUCUUUCUUGUGAUGUUUUGCUGUUGUGUUUGAUGCUUUGUAAUUCUGCUUAU